Messenger RNA from Haliotis rubra (blacklip abalone), 5423 nucleotides. RefSeq names its product sodium- and chloride-dependent transporter XTRP3-like. Bases 728 to 2722 code for a protein of 664 amino acids. Gene Ontology annotation, biological process: sodium ion transmembrane transport. The transcript has 11 exons. The record is from RefSeq and is a predicted model, not a curated record. Gene Ontology annotation, cellular component: membrane. NCBI's taxonomy places the organism in Eukaryota, Metazoa, Mollusca, Gastropoda, Lepetellida, Haliotidae.
UUCAUCCCCGCGCCAGCUCUGAUCAGCUCACCGAAUUCUCAUUACAUCGCCCUAAAACACCUUUCAACACCUGCUGUUACAAGCAAAUGCUAUUUUCCUGUCACUGGUUCUAAUUAAGCAGCCGCAGUUGAGACAGUGAGAACUGCUUGCAGUACAACUAGUUCUGGUGGCUGAUUAAAGCUGACCGAGCCUCGAUCGAUACAGCAGUGAGUGGUCUACGGGCACCAUUCCUCGACUCUCAAAGCGUGCGUCUACCCUGACUUGGGACCUGUUUUCUCUAGCGGAGCAAUUCCUCAGUAACAAAACCUUGGUUCCGUCGGAUAGAGAAUGUUGUGAUUCGGACGCUUGAAUUGUUUUGAUUUGAAGGAUCUACCUCCAACUAUAUUCUAUUCGGGAUACCGCUGCGGACAUAAUCACUCCGAGCUCAGGUCACAAUGGUGCUACACCCGGGUGUGACAUCACGGGAACAUGUAUAAGGAUAGCCCAUACACGGGCAUUGGCGUACACCGGAAGUAAACUCAGGGACGUAACAGGUAUUGGACCGGAAGUGAAGUGAAUAUUGUGAAGCACUGAGUGGGAUCUAUUUUGCCACCAUUUUCUGGAAUCGGAAUAAACGUUGCCAUGGUGAUAUAUCAGUAUCGGUAAAGGCAGACGUAGGAGGAUAACUGACAGUAAAGGAAUUUGGAAGUGUAACUUCAGAACACGUUUGGAAUAAUACUGGUGCAAAAUGUCGGACCAAGAAUUGGAUCCAGGGAUAGAGAUGGACCGCCUGGCUCUGCCAAAUUUGAAUAAGGAAGUCCCGGAGCCUAGCAACGAUCCCAGAUUGUCCCUCACAGCGUCAACGCCAUCUUACGGCAGUACGCUCAGCAUUGGACCAAUAGCAUCCACUGCAAAUCUUCUGCGCAUCGAUCUCGAGCAGAAGAUAAGCCGCCAUACUGGUGAGGAACGGGAAUUAUGGGAUAACCGGUUUCAGUUUAUGCUGUCUCUGAUUGGUUACGCUGUUGGCCUUGGCAACGUCUGGAGAUUCCCCUACCUAACUCAGAAAAAUGGAGGCGGGGCGUUUCUGGUGCCAUAUGCCAUUAUGCUGGCCAUUGAGGGCAUCCCACUCUUCUUCCUGGAGCUUGCGAUCGGCCAGCGUUUGAGGAAAGGUGCCAUAGGGGCUUGGACCCAGGUGUCCCCCUACCUGGGUGGCCUUGGCAUCGCCUCUGCCGUAGUGUCCUUCAACGUCGCCCUCUACUACAACACCAUCAUGGCAUGGUGCCUCAUCUACCUCGGUCAGAGCUUUCAGAGUCCCCUCCCAUGGGCGUCGUGCCCCCAUCGCGUGGAGGGCAACAGUACCGUUAUCCUGGAUCCUGAAUGUGAGAAAAGCAGCCCCACUACGUACUUCUGGUACCGUGAGACGCUAAACACUGCCCCCACCGUGGAGUCCCCUCCCAGCCUCAACUGGAAGAUGUGUGUGGGGCUAGUAGCAGCGUGGAUCAUCGUCUACUGUUGCAUCAUUAAGGGGAUCAAGUCCACGGGAAAAGUGGUGUAUGUGACGGCGACGUUCCCAUACCUUGUGCUGAUCAUCUUCUUCUUCAGGGGCGUCACGCUGCACGGCUUCGAGAAGGGUCUGGAGCACCUGUUUGUGCCAGAGUGGGGCCGGCUGAAGGACCCCCAGGUAUGGCUGGACGCGGCCACACAGAUCUUUUACUCCUUCGGGCUGGCGUUUGGCUGUCUGAUCGCACUGUCGUCUUACAAUCCAGUCAGGAGUAACUUCCUCAAGGAGACGCUCUUCGUCACCAUCUGUGACUUCUUCACCUCCAUCUUCACCGCCACCGUCGUCUUCUCCGUGCUAGGCUUCAAGGCCACGAUGGCCUUUGAACAGUGUAUAGCUGACCACACCAACCACUCGACCAUGGGUCCACACCUCGAGUCUUCUCACAAUACCUCGGAGUGUAACUUUAAGAAACUCAUUGAAGAGUCAGCUUCAGGUACGGGUCUGGCGUUCAUCGCCUUCACAGACGCCAUCAACCAGUUCCCCGUGGCUCCGCUCUGGGCAGUCCUGUUCUUCCUCAUGCUGCUCACGUUAGGCCUUGACUCCAUGUUUGGGACGUUAGAGGGCGCUCUCACAUCUAUCAACGAUAUGAUGCUGUUCCCCCGCAUCAGGAAGGAAGUCGUAUGUGGGAUCGUGUGCCUCGUCUCCUGUGUUGUCUCACUCUGCUUCGGGACGACAACCGGACCCUACGUCUUCUCCCUCUUCGACUCCUUCUCGGCCAACAUCCCCCUCCUCAUCAUCGCCUUCACAGAAUGCAUCGCCGUGUCCUACAUCUACGGUCUGAAACAAUUGAGCGAGGACAUUGAACUGAUGCUGGGUACUCGUCCCAGCUACUUCUUCCUGUUCUGUUGGCGCUUUCUGGCGCCCACCGCCAUGUUUGUCAUCUUCGUGGCCAGCCUCUUCGCCAUCUUCAAGGAGGGAGUAGCGUACGAGGCGUGGGACGCUGAGCAGGGCAUGCCCGUGCUCCUGCCCUGGCCAUGGUGGUGUCAGAUCAUGGCUGUUGUCCUCAUCCUGGCCUCUGUUCUAUGGAUCCCGGGAGUCGCACUUGUCAAAUACUUCGGCUUCGUGGAGGUAAAGGAAGAACCGCCGGCAUUCUUCCCAGCAGAGGAACUACGAGAAGAAAGGGGGAUACAACCCCACUAUUCUACACCAGUGGAAAAAUACUUGUUCGGCUUUAGGGACUGACCUUCAUUUACAUCUAUUUGACCUUCAUCCGACUGUGAGCAGACGAUUUCCGGUAAUGGACAAAUCGGCAGCGAUGAGGAAACAUGAUCGAAUUUGCGACAGACAUCACCUAUGAACUUCAUUUAACCUGAAGCAGACGAUUUCCGGUUAUCAUGAAAAUGGAGGUCUUAAUAACCACGUGAUGAAUAUCUGUAGCUGUUGCAGUGGAAUUGUAUGAGUGAAUUAUAAGUGUGUAGCAUAUUUGUAGAGUCGGAAUGACAGCGCAAAAUUGGAAAUGGAGUACGCAGUUUUCAAAGUGUUCCGGAUACCAUUACCGAAUACCAAAGGCCAAAGGAGUUCGAGCAUAAUUCACCAAUGCAACAAUCAAAUGUUUAAUUAUAGUUAUGCAUGUAUAUUUUGAAGUGAAGAUGUGUAACAUCGAAUCUAUUUUCCGAGCUUGUACAGCUACUUGUCGUUGUCUUGUGAGUUAACUACACUACAAGCCCACCGAUGCAGCUUCAGAACACAGACAUGACUGGUGACGUCACUUCCUGGAGUAAAGAGUGCAGGCUAAUGACGUCACAUCUAGUAGUGAGAGCGUGCUUUGGAAGCCAAAGCUCAUUGCAAGUUAGUGUUAUUCUGUUCGUAUUUAUUUAAAGAACAAUAUUCGUGCGCACUGUCGAUUUCAACCAUAGCACUGAAAUAAGCCGUGAAAUUUCGUCUAUAUUUAGUUUGGUUGUGAGUACAUAGACGUAGAUAGGAGCCCGUGAUGUUUGCGUUGCCAUGCGUUAUAAUGCGUGAUCUUUGCCUGUUGUAUAGUAGCCAUAUGUCACUUGAACAGAAUCAUUUGAUGGUGUAUAAAUCCUAUAUCACCAUAAGAAACCUUCAUGUACAGUGGAUGAGUACAUGGAGGAGACUGGAGAUGUGUUGUUAAUUGGGUUAACAUGUUAACAUGGCACAUGUAUAACCAUUCGUUUCUUUAGCGAUCGUAUGUGUAAUAUUAAUGACCAUUUUCAGGUGGGUUUCGAUGAGGCAUUAAGGCAAACCUAAAGACAACAGUAAGGAUGAAUGAGUGAGUGAGUAUGGGUUUUCGCCGUUUCUAGCAAUGGUCUAGCAAAAUCAUGGCAAAGGUGAGCAAUGGGUUUCACACAUGUGAACGCUUCAUCCACUGGACUACCCAAUGGGAGAUUAAGUCUUACGCUUUUAAGUACAACGUUCACUAUAUAUCGGGGGUGUACGACAGUUGCGCCUCAUGCGUUGUUUACAAGUUAGGAAUCGCUCUAGGGUCUUAAUAUCUCUGGAUUCUCCAUACCCAUUAUGUUAUAGUAGGGAAUAGAACCAAGGUCUUCGGUGGGAUGAGUCAACACCUCAACCACUGGACUGCUCAGCCUACGACAAUGAAUGAGUGAGUGAAAGUUUUCACUGUCACCAUGAGGUGUGCUAUGAAUGGACGUCAGGAAGUUGUAUCAUCUGCAGCAAUAUAAUAUACAAAUAUAAAGAUGUGUUGGCGAAAGGUUUGUUCACAUUGUGUUUUAAUAUAUGUUUAGGGUGAAGCUGUUAAAAGUUGCGUGUGGGUUUUCUGAAAAUGCAGGCUAUGUCUGACAUUAAUGAGUAUGGUUUUACGCCGCUUUUAGCAAUAUCCCAGCAAUAUCACGGCGGGGACACAAGAAAUGGGCUUCACACACUGAACCCAUGGGAAUCGAACCGGGUCGUUGGCGUGACGAGCGAACACUUUAACCACUGGGCUACCCCACCGCCGCUGAUAUUGUGAUAUACCGAGGUUGUGUUGUGUGAAAGGCCUGCCUGUGAUACUACAGGGCUGUGAUAUAACACCGAGUUAAUUUGUAUUAAUGAAUGAAUGAGUAUUGUUUUAUGCCGCAUAGUUUGCGUUAACGCCGCCGUAUAAAGAGUAUCUGGACUACGUCACGGCGUGUCAGCGUUACCUGGGAGACAAGCCACAUGUGAUACUUGCACUUUGGUAAAACCCACGGGUAUGGUACAGGCAAACCAGGAUCGUGUGUCCUGGAUUCGAACCGUCGAGCACGCCUUUGGGACGCAAUUCACAGCGGUGUUUUCACGACUGAGUCGCCGUACCUGUGUAGUGUGGUAGAACUGCAUAGUAUAUACUCAUCGGAGGAAUUAAUAGAAUCGUAUAGAAUAUCGUAUAGAUAUUAUGUUUUCGGGCCGACUACCUUAAGUCAAUCAUGUGACUGGUAUGACAAUUAGCGUUCAUUAUUUGUCAUAUACUGAUACUUGGACUAAGAAAUUAGAUUUUCUGUAGUUCUACACAAAAAUAGUGUUUCCCAUCAUUCUUUUAAAAUAGGGUAGAUAGAGAUGUAAUGAAUUCGUCGUCGGGCUGAUUAGUUCGAAAGUUUAAGGUAGAAAUUGAAAUGUAGGAGCGGAUUUUUUUUUUUUAAAUUAAAUCGUUGACGCUUUUUAGGGUCGGUCACUGAUGAGAAACAAAAGCAUAUUGUACGUCCAUAGUUUAGACAUGUACACCAGAAUAGUAAAUAGUAUAUACAGCCAUAGUAUAGAAUCAGUUUAGAUGAAGGUACAGAUUAAGACGGCUGUCGAUCACGUCUGUGGUAUGUGGUAGAAUGGAUUCUACUGUAAACUACCAAUGUAUGAUAUCUGUACCUAUGCUGUAGUGAGUGAGUGAGUUGAGUUUUACGCCGCACACAGCAAUAUCCCAGCUAUAUGGCGGCGGUCUGUAAAUAAUCGA